Molecule: messenger RNA, 5151 nt
Organism: Ylistrum balloti
Lineage: Eukaryota; Metazoa; Mollusca; Bivalvia; Pectinida; Pectinidae
Product: phospholipid-transporting ATPase ABCA3-like
Exons: 19
Coding region: 1-5151 (1716 amino acids)
Biological process (GO): lipid transport; transmembrane transport
Cellular component (GO): membrane; intracellular membrane-bounded organelle
Molecular function (GO): ABC-type transporter activity; ATP hydrolysis activity; lipid carrier activity
Source: RefSeq, a predicted model, not a curated record
AUGGGAAAAACCAGUCAAUUUCUUUUGUUGACAUGGAAGAAUUGGAUUAUACAGAAGCGCAAAAAAUUGGUGACGGCGUUUGAGAUACUUCUUCCGGUAGGUUUCGCCGCUCUGUUGGUAGUGAUCCGUUCCUUAGUGAAGAUAGAAGCAAUUGAUACCAGUACAACAUGGCCAUCCUUUCCUUUGGAAGAAAAUGCCUCAAGGCUUGUAUCAGCUCCAAAAAGGGAGAUUAUUUUCUCACCAAACCAAACUGUUAUUGUAGAUCUGAUGAACACCGUUGCUCAACAAGUUGGGCCCACGUUUACUGUACAAGGUUUCGACACGGCAGAAGAGAUUGAUGACUAUUACGCGAAAAACGGCAAGGUGAUCUGGGGAGCGGUGGUAUUUGACGCAACAGAAGAUUAUAGGUCGACUCUACCUCAACACAUACGGUACGACCUGAGCGUUUCCAGACUCAACGAUGGCGACAGGUGGCGCACAGCCAGGGUCUACCCGUUUUUUCGGACUCCCUGGUUUCGAAAUGAAGAUGAUGACGGUGGAGAACCUAAUUACCACACCACCGGCUUCCUGCUGCUACAAUAUUUGGUGGACAGGGCCAUCAUCGAAAAACAUGCUCCAGGAAGCAAUCUGUCCUCAAUUGACUUUAAAAUGAGAAGGAUGCCAUUCCCGCCUGUAGUGAAAGACUUCCUCCUGCCCACACUUCAAACCAACCUCCCAUUAUUUCUUAUGCUUGGAUUUAUUCUCUCCUCCCUACAGACCAUAAAGAACAUCCUCUAUGAAAAGGAAAGACGACUCAAGGAAGCAAUGAAGUUGAUGGGUUUGAGCUCGACUGUUUACUGGCUGUCAUGGUUUUUCAAAGCCUUCGUCUAUCUCGUCAUCGCUUGUGCCAUAUACACCAUCUUGUUUGCAAUCAGAAUUGGUGACAAGGGGAGCGUCCUAAACAAUUCUGACCCUUCCCUGAUAUUUGUGUUCCUCAUCUGCUACAGUUCUUCGAUUAUUACAUUCUGUUUCAUGAUGAGUACAUUUUUCAACAAAGCCAACACCGGUGCCAAUGCGGGAGGGAUCAUCUACUUUCUUCUGUAUUUCCCAUACUUCUUCCUUACUAACUAUUACGAGACUAUGACUCGCAACCAGAAGAUGGCGACUUGUCUGAUAUUUAAUACAGGGAUGGCGCUAGGAGUCAACACCAUUGGAAUAUACGAAGGCACAGGUGACGGUGCAAGAUGGACUAAUUUCCAUAAGCCUGCUACCGUUGACGACAAUUUCUCUCUGCUGGACGCCAUGCUAAUGCUACUUGUCGAUAGUGUACUAUACUUACUGGUCACGUGGUACGUGGACAAUGUCCAUCCUGGAGAAUAUGGAGUACCUGAGCCAUGGUACUUUCCUGUCUCCAAGAAAUACUGGUGUGGUACAAACACGGCCUCAGAUAACUACACUCACGUGGAACCACCGUCCGUCACCAACCCAGAGAAAUUCGAAAAAGAUCCAAGUGGCCUUCGUGUCGGUAUCAAGAUAAGCAACCUGAGGAAGGUGUUCGGUUCUGGUACUGGAAAAAAAGUGGCGGUUGCCAAUACUACUCUUAAUAUGUAUGACGGACAAAUCACUGCUCUUUUGGGACACAAUGGAGCUGGCAAGACAACCACCAUGUCUAUGUUGACAGGUUUCAUACCACCCACCAAGGGAACGGCGACUGUGAACGGGUACGAUAUCCGUACCGACAUUCUAAAGGUACGGCAGAGUCUUGGUAUGUGUCCACAACACAACAUCCUGUUUGAUACCAUGACGGUCGAUGAACAUCUAGAGUUCUUUGCCAAGUUGAAGGGAUGUGAGUCCCGUAAUGUCCGUCAGGAAGUUGAUGACAUGAUCAGGAUACUCGACCUAGAACCAAAAAGAGACAGUUUUUCUGUUACCCUUUCCGGUGGACAAAAGCGAAAGUUAUCUGUAGGAAUUGCUCUGAUUUCUGGGUCAAAGGUGGUCAUCCUAGAUGAGCCUACCUCCGGUAUGGACCCCGCUGCUAGACGGCAAAUCUGGGACAUCCUACAGAAGUUCCGCAAAGAAAGGACGAUUGUGCUGAGUACCCACUUCAUGGACGAAGCUGACCUCCUGGGGGACAGAAUUGCUAUCAUGGCGGAUGGUGUUGUCAAGUGCUGUGGCACCUCGCUCUUCCUGAAAAAACUCUACGGGGCAGGAUAUCAUCUUGUGGUGGUUAAGGCCAAAGAUUGUGACGUGGAGAGGUUGACAAGUACGAUUCAGUCCUUAAUCCCGACAGCCUCGCUUGAGAGUCAAAUAAGUGCCGAGCUGUCAUAUCUCCUCCCGUUCGACCAGUCAGCGAAGUUCGAGGAACUGUUUGAGCAGAUAGAAAAGAAAUCAGUUGAACUCGGUAUAUCCAGUUUUGGAACGUCGGCAACGACAAUGGAGGAAGUCUUCCUUAAGGUAGGGGAGAGCUCUGAACAUGACGGGGAUGGCGAUUCCACAGAGACUUCUCAAUUGCAAAACGGUGUAAUGAACCCCAGCUAUGAAUACAAAGACGCAAGAAAUGGGUAUGCACAUCAGGAAGACAAGGACUAUCACAGCAUGAAGAACAUACCCGCAGAACAUGGUCCUAGUGUAGACAGGUUUGUCGAAUUUAACUUAAACUUGAGGAAGAACACAGGUUUGCUGCUUUCCUUACAACAGUUUUUUGGUAUGUUUGUAAAGAAGGCAAUUCACUUUUGGCGGAAUAGGAUAGUGACUCUAGUCCAGCUAUUGAUCCCGGUAGCAUUCACAAUAAUGGCUCUUACUGUGGCAGAAACUGUCCCAAAGCCAGGAAACGAACCUGCGUUACUACUCGACCUGGCACCCUUUGGUUCUUCUAGUGUUACUGGAUAUCGUUCUAGUAACGUCACCUCAAAUAUAAGCACAGUUUAUAAAGACACGUUCAGUGGAUAUAAAACUCAGGAAUUUUUACCAUCUAGCACUUUUAUGGACGAGUUAUUAAAAAAUGCAAAGGACAUUGGAACAGCCACGUUCAACAAAAGGUACAUCGUUGGCGCUGAUUUCAAUUACAAUAUUUCAAAUGCAAAAUUAGAAGUGACCUCGUUUUUUAAUGGAGAACCCUAUCACAGCCCAGCAAUUGCAGUAGCCUACACAAUGAAUGCAGUUCUGCAGUUUUUCACGGACGACCAACACUCCAUUAAGACCAGCAACUCGCCAUUCGAAGAGACUUUAGAAGCAAACAGCCGAGCAGUGGCUGGGUCCACCCUAGGCACUGGUUUCACAGUUGCAUUUGUCAUUUUGUUCGGUAUGGCUUUUCUGUCCACCAGCUUUAUCAUCUUUCUCAUAAAAGAGCGGGCAAGUGGUGCCAAACAUCUACAGAAGGUUAGCGGUGUCAGUAACUUUGCAUAUUGGGCAUCCAGCUUUUCUUGGGAUAUCAUCAACUACUUACUUCCAGUUCUGUGUAUCAUGGUGGUGUUCGCUGCGUUCCAAACCGAAGCUUACUCAAACGGAGGUCGUCUUGGUUAUGUGUUCCUGCUCUUUUUCAUAUAUGGAAUGGCGUGUCUUCCGUUCGUGUACCUAUUACACUACCUGUUUGAUGUCCCAGCAACAGGAAUGGUAGUGGUUACCAUGCUCAACAUAGUAACAGGCCUCGCUACGACAAUGGCUGUUUUUGUACUCCGAUUCCCAUUCCUUGGGACCAUUGACGUUUCUAACGCACUGGACUGGGCAUUCAGCGUAAUCAUUCCACACUACUGUCUGGGUCUCGGCCUCAUGAACAUAUAUACAAACUACGAGUACAUAAAGGCGUGUAAUGUCAUCGACUACAAGUUACUUUGUCUCAUACCAAAACUCAACCAGAAUCCUUGUUGCAAAGAUACAUGCGGUGAUAACUGUUUCUCAUUUACGGACGAUUAUCUUGCUUGGGAGUCACCUGGUAUUGGAAAAUACCUAAUCUUCAUGUCCAUACAGGCAGUGGUAUACUUCCUCAUCAUCUUCCUGGUGGAAAGCGGUCUGUUAAGUCAAUUUUACUACUUCCUGUCUGGUAAGUCGGCCAACUCUGUUGGUGACUCUAUGGUGUCUAUGGAAGAACAUGAUUAUGGGGGAGAAGAGGAGGACGAUGACGUGAGAGAUGAGAGGAGACGUAUAAACAACACGUCAGUAAACAAUCUGAUGAAGACCGAUUCUCUAAUUAUUAAGAACUUGUCCCGUACCUAUGGUAGCCUAAAGGCGGUCCGAAAUGUAUCUGUUGGUGUAGCACCCGAAGAAUGUUUCGGACUUUUGGGACAAAAUGGCGCUGGAAAAACCUCCACGUUUAAAAUGCUCACAGGAGAUCAAAUGGUGACCGGAGGCAACGCAUACGUCAAGACCUACAGUAUACAGGACCAGAUACGAAAAGUCCAGCAAAACCUUGGCUAUUGUCCACAGUUUGACGCCCUCAUUGACCAGAUGACCGGACGAGAAACGCUGACUAUGUAUGCCAGAUUAAGAGGUGUUCAGGAACAGCAGAUUAAGGGACUAGUCGAAGAACUACUUUAUAUAAUGACACUGAGUCAGUACGCAGACAAGAACUGUGCUUUUUACAGUGGUGGAAAUAAGCGAAAGUUGAGUACAGCCAUGGCUCUGAUAGGAGACCCGCCUUUCGUUCUAUUGGACGAGCCAACCACGGGCAUGGACCCUGGCGCACGGAGAACCCUAUGGAAUGUACUGUCGAAGAUCAGGGCCAGCGGUCGCACCUUAGUUUUAACGUCACACAGUAUGGAGGAAUGUGAUGCACUUUGCACAAAGAUCGUAAUCAUGGUCAACGGUAGGUUUGUCUGUUUGGGGAGCCCUCAGCAUCUUAAGAACAAAUUCGGGCAUGGUUAUACUUUAAUAGUACGUCUUGGCUCUGAUGAUGAUGGUAAAACAGCUGGUGGUGAUGCAUUGAAGAAUUAUAUCAUCCAGACAUUUAAGAAUGCCAAUAUUUUCGACGGUCACCAAGGGUACCUCCAUUUUCAGAUUCCUGAUUCAGAUGUUCCGCUAGCCCGUGUUUUUGGUGCUAUGGAACGCGCAAAAUCCCAGUUUGAUAUUGAAGACUACUCAGUCCACCAAACAACUCUAGAACAAGUAUUCCUCACCUUCACUAGACAUCAAACACCCCCCAAAGAAAAGAAAAAACGUAAGAUAUGUUGUUGUUAG